CUAGGCCCGGUCUCUGUCCGCCAUGUUAGAUUCACCCCGCAGGGUUAGCAGCCGAGCUGGCAGCGAACGGUCCCUGCACUGGCCACGGGCAAGCGCCCCCCGUGGGCCGAAAGCUGGCUGACCUAGAACUCUUGGACUCCGGCUCCCAUCCUGCUUCAACUUCCUGAGUGACUGGGACUACAGCCCCACCCCACAACAUGGAGCCACAGGUCACUCUAAAUGUGACUUUUAAAAAUGAAACUCAAAGCUUUCUGGUUUCGGAUCCAGAAAAUACAACGUGGGCUGAUGUUGAAGCUAUGGUAAAAGUUUCGUUUGAUCUGAAUACUAUUCAGAUAAAGUACCUGGAUGAGGAAAAUGAGGAGGUAUCCAUCAAUAGUCAAGAAGAAUAUGAAGAAGCACUUAAGAUGGCUAACAUUAAGCAAGGAAACCAACUACAGAUGCAAGUCCACGAAGGGUACCAUGUUGUAGAUGAAGCAUUCCCCCAAAUUGUAGUAGAAAAACAAGCGACUGCCAGGACAGGGAAGAAGCCACUUGCACAUUAUUCUUCAGUGGUGAAAGUCCUGGGAUCAGAUAAAAAGCCCACAGAGGAGCCUGCAGCACAGCCAUGUCCACUUCCUCCUUGUGACACAGAGCAGCCUCAAGACAAGCCCCCAGACUGGUUCACAAGCUACCUGGAGACGUUCAGAGAACAAGUGGUUAAGGAAACGGUUGAGAAGCUUGAACAGAGGUUGCAAGAGAAGCUUGUCCUCCAGAAGUCACCCUUAGAUUCCUCCCCCUCUGAAGUCUCAAUGCCUGUUUCAGAGGACACACUGUUUUUACCAGAGAACCAGUUCAGCUGGCAUAUUGCUUGCAGCCACUGCCAAAAAGGGAUCAUUGGUGUACGUUACCAGUGUAGCCUGUGCCCAUCCUACAACAUCUGUGAAGAUUGUGAAGCUGGACCAUAUGGCCAUAACAAUAACCAUGUUCUGCUAAAGUUGCGAAGACCUGUUGUGAUUUCCUCUGAGCCAUUUUCCCACUUAAAGUGUCCCACUCCUCGUCUGCCUCCCGCUCUUGAACAAGUCAGGCUCCAGAAGCAGGUAGAUAAGAACUUUGUGAAAGCAGAAAAGCAAAGGUUACGUGCUGAGAAGAAACAGCGGAAAGCAGAGGUCAAGGAGCUUAAAAAGCAGCUUAAGCUCCACAGGAAGAUUCAUUUGUGGAAUUCGAUCCACGGAUUCCAGAGUCCCAAGUCCCCUUUGGGCCGACCUGAGAGCUUGCUGCAGUCUCACGCCCUUAUGCUUCCUUUGCAGCCCUGUGCCCCAGUUAUGCCAACGCUCAGUGCAGCAUUUGUGGAUGAGAAUUUGCCUGACGGGACUCAUCUGCAACCAGGAACCAAGUUUAUCAAACACUGGAGGAUGAAGAACACAGGAAAUGUGAAGUGGAGCGCAGACACAAAGCUCAAGUUCAUGUGGGGAAAUUUGACAUUGGCUUCUACAGAGAAGAAGGAUGUUUUGGUUCCCUGCUUGAAGGCUGGCCAUGUGGGGGUGGUAUCUGUGGAGUUCAUCGCUCCAACCUUAGAGGGAACAUACACUUCGCAUUGGCGUCUUUCUCACAAAGGCCAGCAGUUUGGGCCUCGGGUCUGGUGCAGCAUCAUAGUGGAUCCGUUCCCCUCUGCUGAGAACCCCGAGAACAUUGAAAGGGGCCUGAUCAGCUCGGGCAAAGCUGAUGACUUCACCUGUGAGCAAGAGGAAGCUUUUCUUCUAGCUGAAGAAGCGAUUCCAUUGGGUGAAGUGACAAAGCAGACAGAAGGGAAAGGAACCAGCAUCCCACAAAAGACACAGAAUGUUAACAACGAGAGAGAACUGUACAUUCCAUCCGUGGACCUUCUGACUGCCCAGGACCUGCUGUCCUUUGAGCUGCUGGAUAUAAACAUCGUCCAGGAAUUGGAGCGAGUGCCCCACAACACCCCUGUGGAUAUGACUCCCUGCAUGUCUCCACUGCCACAUGACAGUCCUUUAAUAGAGAAGCCAGGCUUGGGGCAAAUACAGGAAGAGAGUGAAGGGGCGGGAUUUAAAGCACUUCCUGAUUGCACCGUAUCCACAAAGAGGAAGGCUGAGGCCCCUGCUUCAGUGGAAGAAACAGAGGAAGACCUGAGUGGGACCCAGUUUGUGUGUGAGACUGUAAUCCGAUCCCUUACCUUGGAUGCUGCUCCGGACCACAACCCACCUUGUAGGCAGAGGUCCCCACAGAGGGAAUUACAGCUGCCGACCACAGAGGAACAGCAACCGGUUGUGCUGCCUGGAUUCUGCAGAAAGGAUUCUUCCUUGAAAUUUGCCUUGCCUGAAGAAGGACCACUUGGAGAUGAGAGGGAAGAGAUUGUCCACAUUGCUGAGGAAGAAGAGGAACUCCAAGAUGAAGUUCAGAGUCAGUCUUCUGCUUCCUCCGAAGACUAUAUCAUCAUCCUGCCUGAGUGCUUUGACACCAGCCGCCCCCUGGGGGACUCCAUGUACAGCUCUGCACUCUCACAGCCAGGCCUGGAGCGAGGGGCUGAAGGCGAACCUGGGAUCGAAGCUGGGCAGGAGCUGACUGAAGCUGGAGAGAGACUCCCUGAAGGGGAGAGCCAGCCACAGGAGCAGAGCAUCAGUGACAUCCUCACAACCUCACAGACUCUGGACACUGUGCCCCUAGUCCCCGAGGUGGUCGGACUUCCACCACCACUGUCCAGGAGCUCCCCUUGUGUACAGCACGGGGCCCCAGGAGUGGAUUCACCAGUUACCAUUCAAGAAGUUCCUCCCGUCGCCGAUGAGAUCCGAGGAGAGCCCAGAGGGUCAUCAGGACUGGUAAACAGCAGACAGAAGAGCUAUGACGACUCAAGGCACCAGAAUGGGAGCAGCAUUGCUGGAGGACUGGUGAAGGGGGCUUUGUCUGUUGCUGCCUCUGCGUACAAGGCCCUGUUUUCUGGGCCACCAGUCACUGCACAGCCCAUCGUUUCUGAAGAUCAGACAGCAGCCUUAAUGGCCCAUCUCUUUGAAAUGGGAUUCUGCGACAGGCAGCUGAACCUGAGGCUGCUGAAAAAAUACAACUACAACAUCCUACAGGUUGUGACAGAGCUGCUUCACAUCAACAACAACGACUGGUACAGCCACCGCUACUAAGGACUCACCUUGUAUUAAAUAACUGCCUGCCGCUCAGAGAUGAUCUUUUUUUCUGUCGUUGAGGUGUGGGUGGAAGCCCUUGCUUGUUUUUUAAUCUGAUGAAUCUAUAUUGAGUGUCACUGAAUUGUCAAAACAAUGCCUGUUACAGUAUUUUUUGAAGCAAAUCAAAGACCAGAACUUAAAUUUUGCUUUUAGAAAUGGGAUGAGUGGGAGAGAGUUUUCAGCUGAUGUGGACAGAACGCUCCACUUUCGUGUGUGGAAGUGUAUUACUUGGACUUCCUGGUGACUGCUUUUCCUUUUGCUUGUACUGAAGCUGAGUAUUUUCCUUUGUUCCAUGUGGCUGUUUUUAAUGGGCUCUUAAAUGUUAGUUUGGUUUUUAUUUUUUAAAGAUUAACAUUGACCAUUUUCAAGAAUUAUUCUCCUAAUUUCUAUAACCAACUCCAAGCUUCAUAGCUACAUAAUCUUAAAGGACAGCAGAUGAAGAAAGUCAUUUCCCUGUGAGAUUUAGUCAGUAAGUAACUUGGCAUUCAGAAGAACUCCAUGGUGCAGUUGAGUGUCCAUCCGCCUGGCAGGAACCUCGGAGGACAGAAGGGCGUGCUAGUCCACCCACCAGCACCUAUCGAGCAGUGUUUGUUGGAGUAAUUUUGCAUAAAGUUUUAUUUAAGGAAAAACCCUAGGUAGUGUGAAAUAUUUGGCUAAUCCAUAUAGAGAAGGGAAAAACCCACCUGUUAGGUAGAUAAAGGGAAAGGUAAAUUUAAGUCAUCUUUUUUGUGACAACAGAUCUUUAGAACAGACACGUGCAAACAUUCAUCUUGGUAAGGUUCAGGUGUGGGUAAGGACACAAGGAAAUGCUGGUGACUUCUGAAUGUUUGUAAUCCUCUUCUGAAGUAUCCAGCCCUAGAGAGACAGGAAGUAGUGGAUGGGGCUAACCCGCCAAAAGCUUAGUUUAACUCUAAGAUAAAUGGGAAGAAGCUUGCUUGCAGAAUUCUAGGUCUCAUUUAGUUUAUCAAAGAGAGCUUUGGGUACUGGUGGUGAAAGAGGUAAACAAAACACUAAAGACUUUAUUCGUGGUAAGAGUUUAAGAGGUGGAAUCUGGACUCCACCUCAAAGGGGAGAGAUAGUUAUAUAGUAUUAUUUAACUUAGUUGAUAUUUAUAAUAAAUGGCGAUCUUAAUUACUCAUAAUCUGUAUUAUUUACAGUCUAACUCUUGAAUGCUUCUAAAUAAAGCACAAUUCACACUGCAAGCCAACUAGGAUGUUUAUUAUUUAAAACGUUUUCACGGGGUUUGGGGUAGACGCGAAGCCGCAUGGUGUGGGUAAGGUGGGAUCCGGAGUCGGCCCUGUCUUGACCAUCUGGGUCCAGUCGUUCGUUCCGUUGUACUUGUACAUAGCCACUUAAAGAAUUGUGAAUAAAGGUUCUUUGAAACGCU
Molecule: messenger RNA, 4560 nt
Organism: Chionomys nivalis (European snow vole)
Lineage: Eukaryota; Metazoa; Chordata; Mammalia; Rodentia; Cricetidae
Gene: Nbr1
Product: NBR1 autophagy cargo receptor
Exons: 23
Coding region: 198-3131 (977 amino acids)
Biological process (GO): macroautophagy
Cellular component (GO): phagophore assembly site
Molecular function (GO): ubiquitin binding; zinc ion binding
Source: RefSeq, a predicted model, not a curated record